AUGAAGUAUGGAAAAUCUGGCGGAAACGAUGGAAGUAGCGCAGAAAUACUGAAAUCUCUUUCUUCUUCUGGGAUUCGUGAGAUGACGAAGAUCAUCCGUUCAAUAUUUAUUGACGAAAGGAUUCUUGACUGGUGGAGACACACUAUUAUAAUUCCUCUCCACAAGAACCUAUCCGUUAUGGAGCCCAGUGAUUACCGACUAAUAUCACCGCUGCGUGUAAUGUACGAAGUUUUGGAGCGGAUCAUCCUGGAUCGACUGAUCCGACAUCGCGAAGAAAUCAGUCAGAAUUCGAAGCCGCCUUUGAUUCUCCUCACCAAGACCGUUUUCUCACUGAUUCUCCUCACCAAGACCGUCUGCUGCGGUCCGAACACCAGCUGGAUGUACUACACCGUGGAAGCUGGAGAGAGACAAGAGACCAUGGGGAGACCGUCCCCCGAUGGAUCUCGAGUACGCCGACGAUGUAGUAGCAUUCGCUUCUGGCAGCGCAAAGUGACAACACGCCGUUAA
This is a messenger RNA of Necator americanus (New World hookworm), 507 nucleotides long. RefSeq lists its product as uncharacterized. Lineage: Eukaryota; Metazoa; Nematoda; Chromadorea; Rhabditida; Ancylostomatidae. The record is from RefSeq and is a predicted model, not a curated record. The transcript has a single exon. The coding region runs from base 1 to 507 and encodes 168 amino acids.